Messenger RNA from Chondrus crispus (carragheen), 249 nucleotides. RefSeq lists its product as hypothetical. The transcript has a single exon. Lineage: Eukaryota; Rhodophyta; Florideophyceae; Gigartinales; Gigartinaceae. The record is from RefSeq and is a predicted model, not a curated record. Bases 1 to 249 code for a protein of 82 amino acids.
AUGGUGUUGUGCCCCGGAAUGCAACCAAUUCCAAUGAGAGUGGCGCAGCAGUGUUCAUCCUAUGCGGAUCAACUUUUGAGUUGUGGCAGGAAACUGUACGAGCAGUAUUUCAAGCGCAGUGCAAUCCUCACGCAGAAUAGGGAAGCAGAUGCAAGCUCCGGAGCUUAUCAAGCGCGAGCAACGAAGCGGCGAUCUGAUUGCUCUGCAUGGCUCCCGCCUGAACAAGCUCCCUCAACUGGAGCGGGGUGA